GUGCAGGGAGAUACGGUGCGCUCUCAUACGGUAGAGAGAGUGACCAACGUAUUAUACAGACAGCCCAAAAACUCGAAUUCCUGAAACCCGACGUCGCCUCCCAAAUUCAUUGGAUCGUUUUGACGUCGCCGACGACCGCCCGCUACAAGCUUCUUUGAAAGAGAGUGGUUUCGAUUUGGAAUUUGGGGUCGGUGAGAGAAUAAAUCAAUUCAUGGCUACUUUGCAACCGACGAGGGCUCGGGCGGAUCACGACUAUCUCAUCAAGCUUCUCCUCAUUGGCGACAGUGGUGUUGGCAAGAGUUGUCUGCUUUUGCGUUUCUCUGAUGGCUCCUUUACAACAAGUUUUAUCACCACUAUUGGGAUUGAUUUCAAGAUAAGAACAAUUGAGCUUGAUGGCAAACGGAUUAAAUUGCAAAUCUGGGAUACGGCUGGUCAAGAACGAUUUCGAACAAUUACAACAGCUUACUAUCGAGGAGCCAUGGGUAUUUUGUUGGUGUAUGAUGUUACUGAUGAGUCAUCUUUCAACAACAUUAGAAACUGGAUUCGCAACAUUGAGCAGCAUGCUUCUGUCAAUGUCAACAAGAUUCUGGUGGGGAACAAAGCUGAUAUGGAUGAAAGCAAAAGGGCUGUGCCGACGUCUAGGGGUCAAGCGCUUGCUGACGAGUAUGGUAUCAAGUUCUUUGAGACUAGUGCAAAGACGAACCUGAACGUGGAGGAGGUCUUCUUUUCUAUAGCCAGGGAUAUUAAACAGAGACUCGCAGAAUCUGAUGCCAGGGGCACUGAGCCUCAGACACUUAGGAUUAACGAACCAGACAGAGCCGAUGGUCAAGCUGCACAAAAGUCAUCUUGCUGUGGUUAGUAGAACAAGAGAAGGUUCUGUUGGUCGUACUGAUGUGGAUUUGAGGCAAACCUUGAUAACUCCAUGGCGGGCGCCUCUCUUAGAUCUCUCAAACCACCAGCAUUAGUAGUAAACGUAGUUUUUUUUUCUUUUCUUCGUAAUUCUAAAAUUUACAAUGGCACAUCUACCUUUCAUCGUCUUUCGGUUCCAAGGGGCUUCUGCUUGUCAUUGCCUCUGUUUGUCGCCUGUCUUGUUGUAGAUAGAUAAUCAGGUUCGAGCUUCUUGUCAAGAGAGCUUUAAAGUUCAAACAAUGCCAAUUACCUUUCUGCAGUAAACCCAUCAUUUAUCCCAUAUUUUCAUCAUUUAUCA
Messenger RNA from Pyrus x bretschneideri (Chinese white pear), 1207 nucleotides. Its product is annotated as ras-related protein RABE1a. Gene Ontology annotation, cellular component: plasma membrane. Gene Ontology annotation, molecular function: GTP binding; GTPase activity. The coding region runs from base 212 to 859 and encodes 215 amino acids. The record is from RefSeq and is a predicted model, not a curated record. The transcript is spliced from 9 exons. NCBI's taxonomy places the organism in Eukaryota, Viridiplantae, Streptophyta, Magnoliopsida, Rosales, Rosaceae. Gene Ontology annotation, biological process: protein secretion; regulation of exocytosis.